CGCAGUAAGUGCCCGGCACCGCCCCGCUGCGCCCGGCCAUGGCGCCCAUGGGGAUCCGCCUCUCCCCGCUCGGCAUGGCCGUGUUCUGCCUGCUGGGGCUGGGUGUCCUCUACCAUCUCUACUCCGGAUUCCUGGCCGGCCGCUUCGCCUUCUUCAUGCUGAGCGAGCCGGCGGCGGGCGGACCCGAGGGAUCCCGCGGUUCGACGGCCAACGUGGACCUGCGGGAGCUGCUGGCCGUGUCUGUGCUGGCGGCCGUGCGGGGCGGCGUGGAGGUGCGGCGGGUCCGCGAUGGCAACGUGCUCAACGAAAAGGCCAAGGGGAAGACGCGGGAGGGGGCCGAGGAGAAGCUGACGAGCGGCGAUCUGCUGUCCAACCGCCGCAUGUUCCACCUGCUGAGGGCCGCCUUUCCCGCCGUGCAGAUAAACUCUGAGGAACGUGUUGAUACAACUGAUCAGGAGACAGUCUCUUGGGAUCGCAAUAUUCCUGAAGAUAUAAAAGAAAAAAUACAGCCUAAAGAGGUUCCAGCAGAAAGUGUUACUGUCUGGAUUGAUCCAUUAGAUGCUACACAAGAGUACACAGAGGAUCUUCGGCAGUAUGUCACAACAAUGGUUUGUGUGGCUGUAAAUGGGAAACCAGUAAUAGGAGUGAUACAUAAGCCAUUCUCGGCAUAUACAGCCUGGGCAAUGGUGGAUGGUGGGUCAAAUGUAAAAGCUCGUUCCUUCUACAAUGACAAGACUCCAAGGAUUAUUGUAUCCCGCUCCCACGCAGGAAAAGUGGAGCAAGUUGCACGGCAGACUUUUGGAAAUAAGACUGUGAUAAUCCCCGCUGGAGGAGCAGGUUACAAAGUGCUGGCUCUCCUUGACGUGGCUGAAAAGAAUCAAGAAGAAGCUGAUGUGUAUAUCCAUGUCACCUAUAUUAAGAAGUGGGACAUAUGUGCUGGAAAUGCAGUGUUGAGAGCAUUGGGUGGCCACAUGACUACUCUGACGGGUGAAGAAAUUAGUUACACUGGCUCAGAUGGCAAUGAGGGAGGACUCAUAGCCAGUAUCAACAUGGACCAUAAAGCACUAAUUGAAAAACUUCCAGAUCUGGAAAAAACAUCACACAAAUAAAUGUGGUUGAUGGAGAAAUACAAGUCAUGCUUUUGUAGCCUCCAGAUGCUCUGUCUAGAGAAGCAGGUUUGAAAACUUGCUGGGAAAGAUGAACAGCAAAGCAGUUUGGUGAGGAUGUGGGGACUGUAUCAUGCAUUGGGUUAUCUCAGUGAUGGUAUUUAAAAAAAAAAAUCAACAAUAAUAAUAAUAAGCAGAAGUAGGAAGAGGACUGACUGCCUCACACCUCAGUUUCCGUGUCUUUUUUUUCUUUUGGACCAUUUUCAUGCAGUUCUUACAUUCAAGGAGCAUAUACGUUUCAUAGUUGUGAACAUAGGAGAAUUAAAGAGAAAUCCAAAUUGAUUCAUAAAAUAACUUAAGUAGUUCUCACAGGAAUUGCUUGGAAACUUUUACAUCAUGUUACUGUAGUUUUAGAGACUCCUUAAUGAAUUAAGUAGAAACAAAGAUUGAUUUAUGUAGGUGUUUGAUAACUGUAAACAAUCUAAUAGGAAAGAUGACCCUGUGUUCUCUAUCCCCUGAACAGAAAGCACAAGAAGAUUGACACAAAUUUAUAUGCUGCAACAGUCUAUCUUUUGAUAGAGGGCACUCUUUCUGCUUUUGAAGAGGAAAAUAAAAAAAAAAAAAAAACAAAAAACGUUCUGUACUAUUUUCACUUUCUCCUGAAGAUUUAGACCAGUUUAAUUCAUAUGAGUUGUGAAUGUCAGUGUUUUAUUUAUUAGUGAAAUUAUUUCCAUAUACCUUUUUAGAAGAAAGCAAUGCUUCCUUGUAUAGUUUUUAACUGUUAAUUCUUGUCCUUGAUGACUUCUCUGUACAGUGUUGAAGAUGCAUGCUAGGUUUUCCUCUGAUGUAGGUCUUGUUCAUCACUUGGUGUUUGUACUUACAGAAGCAUCCUCUUCAGUACCUCUUCAUUGUUUGUUUGUUUGUUUGUUUUUUUCUAUCUUUCAGUAGAGCCACACUCAUAUGGAAUGGCUGAUUGGUUGAUUCCCUUUACAACAUGAGCUAAAAGUAGCAUUUUUUUUUUUUUUUCUAGAACCUCCCAAAGUGACUUUCUGUCUUCUUAGAUUAAGGGACAUUCUUUUCUGCUGUAAGUUCUUGAGCCAUCCCAAAUUACUUAUGGUUACUUAAUUUAUACAUACGUAGACUGUUUUCUGUUAACUUGAGUCUAUUCAAGCAAGCUUGAAGAACAAAUGGCACUUGAAGUCCACAAAACCUUACUGAAAAAUGCUCUUUGUGAGUCCAACUUGCAUGUAGAAUGUGGGCCCUUUGAUACUAAGUGCUGAAUUUUAGAGUAUCUCUAAAAUAGGUAGGGUUCUGUCUACAUUGGUUUUGUUGUUCUGUGCACCCCUCUGAAGGAUUUCAGAAAGUUAAAACAAACCUGUUAUAAUUAUCAGUAGGUUCCUGUUUCUUCUCACAAAAACUAAAAUAAUUAAUACAAAUACAAAUACUUAAUUAAAAAAUAAAAAAGGUGUUUCAGUUUGGCUUUCUAAA
Messenger RNA from Centrocercus urophasianus (Greater sage-grouse), 2594 nucleotides. RefSeq names its product 3'(2'), 5'-bisphosphate nucleotidase 2 (gene BPNT2). Gene Ontology annotation, cellular component: endomembrane system. Gene Ontology annotation, biological process: phosphatidylinositol phosphate biosynthetic process; skeletal system development. The record is from RefSeq and is a predicted model, not a curated record. Gene Ontology annotation, molecular function: 3'-nucleotidase activity. Lineage: Eukaryota; Metazoa; Chordata; Aves; Galliformes; Phasianidae. The coding region runs from base 39 to 1109 and encodes 356 amino acids. The transcript is spliced from 5 exons.